Bufo bufo (common toad) is the source of this 805-nucleotide messenger RNA. It is a transcript of the gene TTC32, whose product is annotated as tetratricopeptide repeat domain 32. The record is from RefSeq and is a predicted model, not a curated record. NCBI's taxonomy places the organism in Eukaryota, Metazoa, Chordata, Amphibia, Anura, Bufonidae. Gene Ontology annotation, molecular function: protein binding. The transcript has 4 exons. Bases 113 to 529 code for a protein of 138 amino acids.
CUGGGUGAGCAGCAAUGUAUACAGCGUCAGUGCCUCUGCAAAGGCGGGCGUGGAACUACAAGACCCAGCAGUCAUGAAUGGGCAGGUUGACAGUAAACUGAUAAAAUGAGGAAUGGAGCGCGGCCUGCUGCACACCGCCAAUGCCGAGCUGGAGAAGCGCCACCUGGAGGCGGCGGAGGAGCUUUACGGGAAGAUCAUAGAGCGAUGCGAGCGGAACAGCAAAUGCAGCACAGAAGAGCUCUCCAUAGCCUACAAUAACCGGGGUCAGAUUAAGUAUUUCCGCGUUGACUUCUACGAGGCGAUGGAUGACUACACAGAGGCAAUACGAUUAAAGCCGAAAUUUGAGGUUCCGUAUUACAAUAGAGGCUUGAUCCUGUAUCGACUUGGGUUCUUUGAUGAUGCAAUUAAGGAUUUCCAGAGAGUGCUGGAGCUGAACCCCAAGUUUGAAGAUGCCAAGAUCAGCUUAAAGCAGAGUGUUGUGGACAAAGAAGAAACGAGUCGGAGGAUUUCUGAAUUUGGAGUGGAUUGAGGAUAAGUGACUCGGACUCAGACGCUGCUUCAUACUAUUACCUCACUAGAUGGGAACGUUCGCUGUUAUCAGCCAUUCAUGCCAACGGAGGAUAUAGUACUGGUCGAUUACUUGAAACAUGACUUCCCAUUGUAUCAGAUUUAUCUAUUGGUAUCGAGCAGGCUUUGUGCGUGCGUCUUGUCUGCUUAUAAAUACUUAUGCAGUAUAUUGACCAAAUAAUGGCAGUGUGACUAAGGUCAUAGCCUAAGCAACACCUGCAGACUUGUGCCUGUCCCU